This is a messenger RNA of Chaetura pelagica (chimney swift), 1537 nucleotides long. It is a transcript of the gene POFUT3, whose product is annotated as fucosyltransferase 10 (alpha (1,3) fucosyltransferase). The record is from RefSeq and is a predicted model, not a curated record. Bases 110 to 1531 code for a protein of 473 amino acids. Gene Ontology annotation, molecular function: alpha-(1->3)-fucosyltransferase activity. The transcript has 4 exons. Gene Ontology annotation, cellular component: Golgi membrane. NCBI's taxonomy places the organism in Eukaryota, Metazoa, Chordata, Aves, Apodiformes, Apodidae.
AAGAGUAAGGAUGGAGUGGGAAAGCCCUGCAGCAAAGGCUGAAGACUUUAGACAAGCCUGCCUUCCUGAUGCCUACCUCUGAGUGCUCUGGCAGACCUGGCAGAACAGCAUGAUUAGGAUGCGGAGGAAGAAACUGUGGGCAUCUUGCUUCUGCUUUGCAGCUGCCUUUCUCCUUGUGGUGACAAUCCAGGUUAUCACUGAACUGGUCAAUUCAGAGAAGGUGGCAGUAAACUCCAGUUUACACGGUGGCCCAUUAAAACCUGUGGAGAGACAUCCUUUUCAGUUUAAGAAGCAGCUUCACAUGAGAUUGAAGACAGAGUCUGAUGUAAAUCAUUACCCCAUCCUGCUCUGGUGGUCUCCCCUGACUGGAGAGACAGGGAGAUUGGGUCAGUGCAGAGAGGAUGUUUGCUUCUUUACUGUCAACAAGACCUACCAGCAUAAUGAGAUGACAAGAGCAUUUCUGUUUUAUGGUACUGACUUCAGUAUAGACAGCCUACCCCUCCCUCGUAAAGACUAUCAUGAGUGGGCCCUUUUCCAUGAAGAGUCACCAAAAAAUAACUACAAACUCUUCCACAAACCGACCAUCACCUUAUUCAACCACACUGCAACCUUUAGCCGCCAUUCACACCUACCGCUGACAACUCAGUACCUUGAGGGUGUUGAGGUCCUGAAGUCGCUGCGGUACAUGAUCCCACUGCAGAUGAAGAACAGCCUGAGGAAGAAGCUGGCACCACUUGUGUACGUGCAGUCUGACUGCAACCCUCCUUCUGACCGUGACAGCUAUGUGCGUGAGCUGAUGUGCCACAUUGAAGUAGACUCUUACGGGGAAUGCCUGCAUAACAGAGACCUUCCUCAGCAUCUCAGAAAUCCAGCUGCGAUGGAUGAUGUGAGCUUUCAUGAAAUACUGGCACAGUACAAGUUCAUUCUUGCUUUUGAAAAUGCUAUCUGUGAAGAUUACAUCACUGAAAAACUCUGGCGGCCACUGAAGCUGGGAGUGGUACCAGUGUACUUUGGGUCUCCCAGCAUCGUAGACUGGCUUCCUAGUAACAAGAGUGCAAUCCUGGCAUCCAGUUUUUCACACCCACGAGAGCUGGCCCACUAUAUAAAAACUCUGGAUACAAAUGAUCAAGAAUAUGAGUCCUACCUAGAAUGGAAACUGAAAGGGGACAUUUCCAAUCCAAGGCUGCUUACAGCAAUGAAGGAACGCAAGUGGGGAGUGCAGGAUAUGGCCCAGGACAAUUACAUUGACACCUUUGAGUGCAUGGUGUGUAACAGAGUGUGGGAAAACAUCAGAAGGAAAGAAAAGGGACAACAGCCCCAGAGGUGGAAAGCUCAGGUUAACCAUCUGAGCUGCCCCAAACCGGAGGCAUUCUGGUUCUCGUCUUCAAACCCUGGCUGGACGUCUCUCCAAGAGAUGUGGAAAGCAAGCUUUGAGCAAUCCAAGAAAGAAGCCUUGGCGCUGAGGCACCUGGUGGAAAGGAACAGGAAUUUUACAGCUCAGGAAUUUUGGAUGCUCGUAUUCAAAGAAUAAACACAA